Harpia harpyja (harpy eagle) is the source of this 1692-nucleotide messenger RNA. RefSeq names its product peptidylprolyl isomerase like 4 (gene PPIL4). The record is from RefSeq and is a predicted model, not a curated record. Gene Ontology annotation, biological process: protein peptidyl-prolyl isomerization. Gene Ontology annotation, molecular function: RNA binding; peptidyl-prolyl cis-trans isomerase activity. Gene Ontology annotation, cellular component: nucleus. Bases 42 to 1484 code for a protein of 480 amino acids. The transcript is spliced from 13 exons. Lineage: Eukaryota; Metazoa; Chordata; Aves; Accipitriformes; Accipitridae.
CCGCCGCGCCCCGCUCCGCCCUGGGGAGGCGGGUGGCGACCAUGGCCGUCCUGCUGGAGACCACGCUGGGCGACCUGGUGAUCGACCUGUACACGGAGGAGCGGCCCCGCGCUUGUCUGAAUUUUCUGAAGCUCUGCAAAGUCAAGUACUACAACUACUGUCUUAUUUAUAAUGUACAGAGAGAUUUUAUUAUACAAACCGGCGACCCCAUGGGAACUGGCCGUGGAGGGGAAUCCAUAUUUUGUCAACUGUAUGGUGAUCAAGCUAGAUUCUUUGAGGCAGAAAAAGUGCCGAGAAUUAAGCACAAGAAGAAGGGAACCGUGUCAAUGGUGAACAAUGGCAACGAUCAGCAUGGAUCACAGUUUCUUAUUACUACAGGGGAAAACCUGGAUUACCUUGAUGGUGUGCAUACAGUAUUUGGAGAAGUGACAGAAGGCAUGGAUGUAUUGAAGACAAUUAACGAAACCUUUGUAGAUAAGGAUUUUAUCCCGUACCAAGAUAUCAGGAUAAAUCAUACAGUAAUUUUAGAUGAUCCAUUUGAAGAUCCACCUGGCUUGUCUAUUCCUGAUCGCUCACCAGAACCUACUAAGGAACAGCUAGAUAGUGGCAGAAUAGGAGCAGAUGAAGAAAUUGAUGACUUGAAAGGACGGUCUGCAGAUGAAAUAGAAGAAGUUCAGGCAGAAAAAGAAGCAAAAACUCGUGCCAUUCUUCUGGAAAUGGUGGGAGACUUACCAGAUGCAGAGGUCAAGCCACCAGAAAAUGUGCUGUUUGUUUGUAAACUGAAUCCUGUGACCACAGAUGAAGACCUAGAGAUAAUAUUUUCACGAUUUGGUCCCAUUAAAAGCUGUGAAGUGAUUCGGGACUGGAAGACUGGUGAAUCUCUUUGUUAUGCUUUCAUUGAGUUUGAAAAGGAGGAAGACUGUGAGAAGGCCUACUUCAAAAUGGACAAUGUGCUGAUAGAUGACAGACGCAUACAUGUAGAUUUUAGCCAGUCUGUUGCAAAGAUUAAGUGGAAGGGAAAAGGUGGGCGGUACACCAAGGACGAUUUCAAAGAGUACGAAAAGGAACGUGACAAACCUUCAAAACUUUCUCUGAAAGAGAAGGUAAAACCAAAGCAGGAUGCCAAGUAUGACCUUGUGCUGGAUGAGGAUAUAGAAGAGUCUCAAACAAGUCAGUCGCACUUGGCUAAAAAACAAAAGAAGAAAAAGCACCACCACUCUGAAGAUGAAGAGGAUGACAAGAGGACCAAAACAUCUAAGGAUUCUGAUCGAAAACAUGAAGGAGAACGCUGUAGAGAGAAGAUAAAGAGUGAGAAGAAAGACAGGCAUCGGAGUCGCAGCCGAUCUCAAGAGAGCGACUACACUUACAGCAAACAAAAAGACAAAUACAAAGAGGACUUCCGAAUAAGAGACUGGGAUAAAAAAGCAGACAGAAGCAGAAGUCCUAAGAAAUCAAAAGACAAAGAGAGGUCCAAGUACAGAUGAAGGAUGAGGAAAAGAGAGGGGAAAUAAAAUACGUUUUCUUCCAGCAUUUCUAACAUUCUCUUAAAUGGACGUGCAGUUACUGGACAAAAUCAGUUGCCUUCUGUUGGCAGCUUGGCCUUAUAAUUCUAUGAAUGCCCAGUGUAUGACUGUCGGAGUAAGCCUUGAUUCCAGAAAGGUGGUUUCAAUAAAGUAUUUCACGUUAGUGAAA